This is a messenger RNA of Vidua chalybeata, 2870 nucleotides long. It is a transcript of the gene HCN2, whose product is annotated as hyperpolarization activated cyclic nucleotide gated potassium and sodium channel 2. NCBI's taxonomy places the organism in Eukaryota, Metazoa, Chordata, Aves, Passeriformes, Viduidae. Gene Ontology annotation, cellular component: membrane. The coding region runs from base 16 to 2775 and encodes 919 amino acids. Gene Ontology annotation, molecular function: voltage-gated potassium channel activity. The record is from RefSeq and is a predicted model, not a curated record. The transcript has 8 exons. Gene Ontology annotation, biological process: potassium ion transport; transmembrane transport.
GGCAGCGGCGGCAGGAUGCGGGCGGGCCGCGGCGCGGCGGGCGGGGAGGCAGCGGCCGAGGAGGAGGCGGCCGAUGGGGCCAAGCGCGGCGGGGCGGCGGCGACGGGGCGGGCGCGGAGCCGCGGCGGGAAGGGGUCCCCGAACGGCGAGUGCCGUCGCGGGGAACCGCCGCGCAGCCCCGGCCCGGAGCCGCCCCGAGAGCCCAAGGUCUCCUUCUCCUGCGGCGGCGGCGGCGCAUCCCCCGGCGGGGCCAAGGCGGCCGAGGAGGGGGCGAGCGAGGAUGCGGCCGAGGAGGUCCGCGGGAGCCAGGCCAGCUUCAUGCAGCGGCAGUUCGGGGCGAUGCUCCAGCCCGGCGUCAACAAGUUCUCGCUGCGGAUGUUCGGCUCGCAGAAGGCGGUGGAGCGGGAGCAGGAGCGCGUCAAGUCGGCGGGGGCCUGGAUCAUCCACCCCUACAGCGACUUCAGAUUUUACUGGGACUUCACGAUGCUGCUCUUCAUGGUUGGCAACCUGAUCAUCAUUCCCGUGGGCAUCACCUUCUUCAAGGAGGAGACCACGGCCCCCUGGAUCGUGUUCAAUGUGGUCUCUGACACCUUCUUCCUGAUGGACCUGGUGCUGAACUUCCGGACAGGGAUUGUCAUUGAGGACAACACAGAAAUCAUCCUGGACCCUGAGAAGAUCAAGAAGAAGUACCUCAAGACCUGGUUUGUGGUGGACUUUGUCUCCUCCAUCCCUGUGGACUACGUUUUCCUCAUUGUGGAGAAGGGCAUAGACUCGGAGGUCUAUAAGACGGCCCGCGCCCUCCGCAUCGUGCGAUUCACCAAGAUCCUCAGCCUGCUGCGGCUGCUCCGCCUCUCCCGGCUCAUCCGCUACAUCCACCAGUGGGAGGAGAUCUUCCACAUGACCUACGACCUGGCCAGUGCGGUGAUGAGGAUCAUCAACCUCAUCGGGAUGAUGCUGCUGCUCUGCCACUGGGAUGGCUGCCUCCAAUUCCUGGUGCCCAUGCUGCAGGAUUUCCCCCAGAACUGCUGGGUCUCCAUCAACGGGAUGGUGAACGACUCCUGGAGUGAGCUGUACUCCUUCGCCCUCUUCAAGUCCAUGAGCCACAUGCUCUGCAUCGGCUACGGGAAGCAGGCGCCCGAGAGCAUGACGGACAUCUGGCUGACCAUGCUGAGCAUGAUCGUGGGGGCCACCUGCUACGCCAUGUUCAUCGGCCACGCCACCGCCCUCAUCCAGUCGCUGGACUCCUCCCGGCGCCAGUACCAGGAGAAGUACAAGCAGGUGGAGCAGUACAUGUCCUUCCACAAGCUGCCCGCUGACUUCCGCCAGAAGAUCCACGACUACUACGAGCAUCGCUACCAGGGCAAGAUGUUUGAUGAGGACAGCAUCCUGGGGGAGCUCAACGAGCCCCUGCGUGAGGAAAUUGUGAACUUCAACUGCCGCAAGCUGGUGGCCUCGAUGCCGCUGUUUGCCAACGCCGACCCCAACUUCGUCACGGCCAUGCUCACCAAGCUGAAGUUUGAGGUGUUCCAGCCGGGCGACUACAUCAUCCGAGAGGGCACCAUCGGCAAGAAGAUGUACUUCAUCCAGCACGGGGUGGUCAGCAUCCUCACCAAGGGCAACAAGGAGAUGAAACUCUCCGACGGCUCCUACUUUGGGGAGAUCUGCUUGCUGACCCGCGGCCGGCGCACGGCCAGUGUCCGUGCAGAUACCUACUGCCGCCUCUACUCACUCUCAGUGGACAACUUCAAUGAGGUGCUGGAGGAGUACCCCAUGAUGAGACGGGCCUUUGAGACCGUGGCCAUCGACCGUCUCGACCGCAUCGGGAAGAAGAACUCGAUCCUGCUCCACAAAGUGCAGCACGACCUCAACUCAGGUGUCUUCAACAACCAGGAGAACGAGAUCAUCCAGGAGAUCGUCAAGUACGACCGGGAGAUGGUGCAGCAGGCGGAGCUGCAGCAGCACACGGCCAUGUACAGCCCCGUCCAGCCCCAGGUCACCUCUGCCAUCGCCACCCUCCAGCAAGCUGUCGCCAUGAGCUUCUGCCCGCAGAUGGCCAGCCCGCUGGUGGGCUCCAUGGCGCUGGGCUCGCCCCGCAUGAUGCGCCGCUUGCAGUACGCCCAGGCCGUGCCCAGCCCCUUCGCCGUGUCCCCCGUCCUGCUGCAGCAGAGCCCCCCGCCGCAGCCGCAGCCCCCCGUGCCCCACGCCAACCCCUCGCCCUCGCAGGACCCGGCGCAGCCCACGGCCCUGCCCGCCUCCACCAGCGCCUUCGCCGCGGCCGCGGCCAGCCCGCCAUCCCAAAGCCCGCUGGCCAGCCGGACGUUCGCCUACGGAGGCGCCCCCGGGCCGCUGGGCUCCCAGCUGUCCCUCAGCCAGCAGCCAGCGCCCGGCUCGCCCCAGCGCCUGGCCGCCCACAAGAGCACACAGGCGCUGCACACCAGCAGCCUCAGCCAGGAUUCGCGGCCCCUCUCGGCCUCGCAGCCCUCGCUGCCCCAUGGGCUGGCGGCCGGCAGCACCCAGAGCCCCCCGGCCUCCGCCCGCGAGUCCAGCACCUCCAUCGGAGGGGGCCCGGCCGCCGCCUCGCCGGGCCCGGGCCCUCCGGCCGGGCUGCGGGCCCAGGCACCCUCGCGGGGGGCCCCGGCCCACCCGGCGCCCACGGGCUCGGGGCUGACACCGCCGCCCGCCCUGCCGCAGGACUCGGCGGCGGCCCGCAAGGAUUCGGCGUCCAGCACGCCCGACACGGACCCGGCCAAGUCCAGGCUGUCUUCCAACUUGUGACCUCCGCGCCGGGCACGGGGACACGCGUGCCGGAGGGGCGGCGGCAGGGAGCCCCACGUCACCUCGUGGCCACCCUGCGCCGCCGGGUGAGGGCC